Messenger RNA from Paramecium octaurelia, 912 nucleotides. The record is from the annotation of a GenBank genome assembly. NCBI's taxonomy places the organism in Eukaryota, Ciliophora, Oligohymenophorea, Peniculida, Parameciidae.
AUGAUUUAGCGAUACAAUAUUAUUAUAAAAUAUGAAGCCUUAUUUUAUUUGAUUUAGCAAUUUCAAGCAACCCUGAAUAACCAGACAGCUUUCCUAGCAAAGGUAAACUGUAAAAUAAAAUUUUUUGCAGCAUACACUCUAUUAGAAAGGAAUGAACAACAAGAAGCUUUGUUUUAUUUUGAUCAGGCUAUUUAGAAUAGCCAGAGAAGUAUUUUUUUUGGCAAAGGUAAUUUAAUAUUCCGUAUUUUGCAGCAAUUGCUCUAAGAAGUUAGGAGAAUAUAAUUAUAGAACGAAUGUAUAAAUUCGAGGAAUCAAUAUGUUAUAUUGAUUUAGCAAAACCCUGAAUGUUCAAAAUUUGAUUCAAAAAAAGGUAAAAAGUAAAAUCAAUAAAAUGCAGCAAAUAAUUAAAAAUUGUCAUAAGUCUAGCUGAAAUGCAUAUAUUUGAGGAAGCAUUAGAAUAUUCUUAUUUAGCCAUUCAGAAAAACCUUGAAAAUCCAAAUAAUUACAUAUUUUAACAGCAAUAAUUUGAUUUAUUUUGAACAAUAUAAUAAUUUAUAAAAAAUUUAAAAAAGCGAGGAAGCGUUUUCGGUUCAUACUAAGGCUAUAGAUGCAUUCUGAAGAACCAUCUACUUUUUUUUAAAAAGGUAAACAAUAAAUUUCACAAUUUGCAGAUUUAAAACAACCCUGAAUUACCAUACAACUACACUUUGAAAGGUAAUCAUAAAUUAUAAUAAUUUGCAUAUGUGAAGUGUGAUGCCAUUAUAAUAGAAAUUAAUAAAUUUGAAGAGGCCUUGUUCAAUUUUGAUUUAGCAGUAAAACUUCUACUUAUGGAAAAUCUGAUAUCAUUAUCAAAUUAAUUAAGAAAUUUGAAGAGGCCUGAAAAUUCAGGCAACUAAAAGGGCAAAAGAUUGA